Molecule: messenger RNA, 1135 nt
Organism: Cuscuta campestris
Lineage: Eukaryota; Viridiplantae; Streptophyta; Magnoliopsida; Solanales; Convolvulaceae
Source: the annotation of a GenBank genome assembly
AAUGCCUAUAUAUAUUCUCCUUUGUAGCUAAUUUUUUGUAGAGUGGCAAGAGACAAAUUCUCUAUAACUGUAUCUGCCUAAAUCAUCAAUAAACACAUCUAGCCGCCGUGGAAGUUUACUCACGGGGUGUUACCACGUUAUUUCACGUGUUUCACUUUCUCUCUACUUUUACUCUCUCAUUUUUUUCUUCACCUUAUUCAUCGAAAUUCUGUGAGUGUUCUUGAUUCGAUCCUAACAACUGGUAUUAGAGCUCAGGAGAAUCAACACGAUCACUGAAGAUGGAGAGUUCGAAGGUUGGAAUCGAGAAGUUUGAUGGAUCCGAUUUCGGUUUCUGGAAGAUGCAGAUCGAAGACUAUCUCUACCAGAAAGAUCUUCGCAAACCCUUGACUGAGGUGAAGCCGGAUUCCAUGACAGAGGAGCAGUGGAAGAUCAAGGAUCGCCAGGCGUUAGGGAUGAUCCGGUUGACUUUGACGAAGAACGUGGCAUUCAAUAUAGUGAAAGAGAACACUACGGCGGGUCUAAUGAAGGCACUAUCAAAUUUGUAUGAAAAACCAUCUGCGAUGAACAAGGUAUAUUUGAUGCGUAGAUUGUUCAAUUUACAGAUGCCUGAAAGUGGAUCAGUGGCUAAUCAUAUAAAUGAUUUUAAUAUGAUUGUGAGUCAACUGUGUUAUGUGGAAAUCAAUUUUGAGGAUGAAAUUAAGGUGUUGAUUUUGCUGUCAUCUAUGCCCGAGUCUUGGGAUAUUGUUGUUGCGGCAAUUAGUAGUUCUCGUGGGUCUGAGAAGCUAAGGUUCGAUGAAAUCCGUGAUGUUGUUCUUAGCGAAAGUAUUCGCAAGAGAGAAAUGGUUGAUUCAUCGGGCAGUGCUCUCAGCGUUGACCGAAGGGGUAGAUGCAAGUUCAAGGGCCAACAUCAACAUGGCCGAUCAAAAUCAAAGAAUCGAGGCAAGUCCCCGAAUAGAUUCAUUAUAACUCUUAGUAUUUUAUUGCAAACAUCAUCUUUGGAAAAUCGUCUCCAUUCAAUGUUUAGACUUGGGUUUUAUUGUAAAAGGCUAAGAGUUUAGAAUGUGUGGUUGUUUUGCAUGAUGAGUAGUUAUCACGAACAAACACAUUUCUAAUUCCAUAAACACUGCCUUCAACG